Molecule: messenger RNA, 477 nt
Organism: Olea europaea var. sylvestris
Lineage: Eukaryota; Viridiplantae; Streptophyta; Magnoliopsida; Lamiales; Oleaceae
Product: ATP-dependent DNA helicase PIF4-like
Exons: 1
Coding region: 1-477 (158 amino acids)
Biological process (GO): telomere maintenance; DNA repair
Molecular function (GO): DNA helicase activity
Source: RefSeq, a predicted model, not a curated record
AUGAUUGCAGAGGAAACAAUGAAUUUUAAUAUUCAACGAGACUUUAAUUGUGUAGAGAAAUUCAAUAAAGAACAACGAUUUGCAUAUGAUAAAGUUAUGGAAAAAGUAAAAAAUGACUCAAGUGGUACUUUCUUCAUUGAUGGUCCGGGGGGAACGGGAAAGACUUUUUUAUACAAAGCACUUCUAACUGCUGUAAGAGGUCAAUAUUUCAUUGCUUUGGCAACAGCGUCCUCUGGAGUCGCUGCGUCUCUGUUGCCUGGAGGUCGCACAGCUCAUUCAAAAUUUAAAAUUCCUUUAGAAACAAUUGGUGAAAUAAAUUGUUCUGUUAGCAAGCAAUCAGCUUUAGGAAUAAUGUUGAAAAUGUCUAGGUUAAUAAUUUGGGAUGAAGCGCCUAUGGUAAAUCGUUGCGCUAUUGAAGCUGUAGACAAAUGCUUAGAGAUAUUACUGAUUGUAACUUGCCUUUCGGUGGGAAAGUGA